GCCAUAUGUUCUGUACGUGCUGCUGAUAGCGUGGCAACUUCAAAUAGGCUGCACGAAUCAAUAAACAGACACAAAAAUAAAUCCGCUUGGGAAAAAAAAGGAAAAUACUAUUAAGGUCCGGUGUGUUGCGUGCGCGUUUAGACGUCUCCAUCAGUGGAUUUGUCUAGACAUUUUAUCUUGGGAGGUCGUUUCAGCUGAUGUGCAGUGUGCCAGAGACAAUCAUGAUCCUCCUGACUCCCUCCUCUGGUCUCUUCCAGUGUACCAACAAGCUCUUUCUCAGUGAUGAAGCCACAGGACUCCAGAUCAAAGAGUUUGCACGUAAAAAUGCAGCUAACGCGCUGUCAGUUGCCAACAUGGUCAUGGGCAUGGCCUCCAUUCUCAGCAGUCUAAAUGGGCACCAUCAUGCUGCGUGUUGGCUGGUCCUGAUUGGCUACCUGUUGGAUUUGGCAGACGGAGCAGUUGCCAGGCGACUCGAUGCCUGUUCUGCACUGGGUGCAAAGCUAGAUGAUUUUGCUGACUUCACGACCUUUGGGAUCGCCACAUCGUUGCUCCUAAGGACGUCUGACCUGCUGGACAACAUCCUGUGCGUGUGUUACGUCCUGUCCGUGUUUGUCCGCCUCUGUUUCUUUUCAAGCGGGAUCCCGUUCAUGUACCGUGGCCUGCCCUGCAUCUACUCCUCAGCCAUCCUGGCCAGCGCCUCUCUACUGUCGGGGGGAAACUUGGCCAUGCUGCGAGUUAUCGCAUUGGCGAUGAUCCUCUUUAUGAUCAGCCAGAACUUUUAUCCCCAUGACAGAGUGCUGGAGUCCCAGGCCUGGAAGAAAGCAGUCUACGCUGGAGGAGUCAUCAUGGUGUUCUGCUCUUCCUUCCCUCCUGCGUGUGUGUACUACCUGCUGUGGUCAGUCUCCUACAUUUUGUUCCCAACAUCCCUUUGGAGCAGUAAAGUGUAAAGUGAGCUGGCUUUGCCUCAAAACUCCCAAAUAGGUUUACCUCUGACCCAUCCAGGUGAACCGAGGCUUUCAGACUGCUGCUGCUCCCCACUGUCGUGGAGGAUCUUAGCUGAACAUGCUCCACAGGCGAACACUGGCUCGAUUUGACCUUUAUUUUGAUUUGAUACCUAUAAGGCAGAACACAGAUUGAAGAGAGUUCGCGUGAGCGAUGGGAAGGACAUUUUAAUGUCACUUGUAAAGAUUAACUAUGGUGCAGUUUUAGGUCUUUGUUGCAUUUUUCUCUGAGGCUGAGGGUUGGAUGGCUUGUCCCACAAACUGUAUUUUUAUCAGGUAAUCUCCAUACUUUGGUAUUAAUCCAAUCUUUCAUCAAUGUUAAGAGCAUGCAGCAGCAGGGCACAGCAUUUUCUCGCAGGAUAAUGUAAAAAAAGAAAAAUUCAAAUGACAUAAUGACAUAUAUUUCUAAUACAUUUUUGCCUCUAAAUUAAUAUUUAAAAUGUUUAACUCCGUACAGGAGCCGUGAGUAAGAUUUGGGGGGGAUUUAUUGGCAUCUAGUAAUGAAGACUGCAACCAGUUCAAACUUCUAGAAUUCCUUCUGUGUUAAUGGUAAUUUUUACUGGGAGCCAAAUUAUCUGUAUAACCACUUGAUUCAAACUGGUAAAAACACUGAAUAUAGCAGCUUAACAUUUUUUUAAAAAUAAUGUUUUUUCAGUGCUCUUGUUGUGGAGGGGCUGACUAACACUGAUAUGCGAAUGGCCCUAUCUAGAGUUAUUGUUUGGUUUGUCCAUUCUUGGCUACCAUACAAACAUGGCGAUGAGGAUUUUAGACUCCAUAUAUAGAUAUAAACAGCUUGUUUUAAGG
Messenger RNA from Plectropomus leopardus (leopard coralgrouper), 1805 nucleotides. RefSeq names its product transmembrane protein 269 (gene tmem269). Gene Ontology annotation, cellular component: membrane. Gene Ontology annotation, molecular function: phosphotransferase activity, for other substituted phosphate groups. Gene Ontology annotation, biological process: phospholipid biosynthetic process. The record is from RefSeq and is a predicted model, not a curated record. Lineage: Eukaryota; Metazoa; Chordata; Actinopteri; Perciformes; Serranidae.